GCAAGCGGCCGGAUCGGGUGCGGGCGACCGAGAGGGAAGGGCUCGCGUGCAGCCCGCUUGCGUGCGGAAGGGAGCGACGUGGGGCCCGUUUUGCAGCGAGGGUGUCGCGCCUGCCUGAUCCGGCCGCGUUCAAAAGCAGGGGGACGAGCUGCGUGCUGGCAUGAACAUGGCUUCAGGUGGAAUAGGAGUCCGUUUGGCUGCCUGUUUGCUAAAUAUUUCAGAAGGAAGAAGAAGGAGUAUUGUUGAGAAAGUAGCAAAAGCUGCUGUUUGUGCAAAUAAUGGCCAGGAGACUCCUCGAGCAACAGUUCUUAAUAUAUUUUCUGACUAUGACUAUAACAGGUCCGUCAUAACAAUAGCAGCUCCAGUUGACCAGCUCAGCAACAGUGUUGUUGCAGCCUGUGUGGAAGCUUUUGCAUCAAUAGAUAUGGCGGCACAUGUCGGAAUCCAUCCAUGCCUGGGUGCAGUAGACUUGGUGCCCAUUUACCCUCUGUCUGGUGUUGAUGUGGAAGAGUGUGGAACGGUGGCUCGAGAUAUUGCAAAGAGCUUAGCUGUGCGUGUCCCUGGAUGCAGCAUGUUUCUCUUUGGGCACGCUGACCUCCCCCAGAAGCGAAGUCUCGUUCAAAGGAGAAAACAGCUCAGAUGGUUUGACGGUAAAGCAGCCAAUGUUAUCCCUGAUGUGGGAUCAGCACCUACCUUACGAUAUGGCUUGACAGGAGUUGGGGCCAGCCCGUAUGUGAUGAAUUGCAAUGUGACAAUUGACACGCAGGAUCUGGAUGCAGGGAAGGCGAUAGCAGGUUCGAUCCGGGGAAGCACUCCUGGAGGCCUGAAGGGUGUGCAAGUAAUGGCUUUCCCACACAAGGGGCAUGUUGAAAUUGCGUGUAAUGUGGAAAGCUUUGGCAGGUGCGACAAGCCACUGAGGACUGAUGAAGAGUCGGACUAUGUCUCAUACAGUGUCCUUGGGAAAACAUACUAUUAUGUAUCACCUCAGUUGAUAGAGACCUCAGUUAAGACAUUGGCCAGCAACCAGGGAAUAAACAUGGUAGGGACUGCGUUGGUUGGGUUUACGCCAGAGGAGUGCCUGCGCUGUGCUGCCCAGGCAUUAGCCAGUGGUGUGGGGGAAUUCUGGAAGAUGAGGGGCGGUGUCUUCAUGUGACAGCCUCCAUGUUCAUUUUCAGGAUUGGUGCCUUCCUAAUUCAUAGGUAAUUCUGAGCCUCUUCUGGGUGAAGUGACAAAUGUGUGUGUUUAGGAUUAUAAAAUCUUUAUGAAGAGUACAUGAUCAAAGGUAAUGCAGGCUGUAGAACAGAGGUGCAGAACUGCAGACCCGAGGGUCAAAUCCAGUCCCCCCAGGGUCCCAGUCUGGCUUUCUUGGGCCCCCCAAAGGGCCAUACCCCUUUCUCUGGCUCUGCUCCGUUUACCUUAACCACCAAUCACUUGGUGGCUUUCCAGUGUUUACACAGCUCCUUUCACCCUACUGCAUCCUGAAAGGCUUAUAUACAUUCAUGCAGAGCUUUCAGCUAAAAUAUGCUAGCAUUUUUGGCCACAGCUUUUUGGCCCUUGGCCCUGUUCUCCUUUUCUCCAUUCACAACCAUAAUGUGGCCCUCAAGAACUUCUUUGAAACGGAAUUUGGUCUUGUGGCUGAAAGAGCAUCUUUACCCCGUGGUUGAUUCUAGGCUUUCUGCCCUGAGAAACUGCCUGUAUUUAACACUUAAAUGGGAGUCAAACCAGCACAUAGAACAAUUAAGAUUAGAAAAAACUAAGAAAAUGAAGAAACAAAAAAGAAAGUGGAAGAAAAUUGAGACUUGGAUGCAUCUUCAGAAGCAGAAGAUCAAAGUGGCUUAUCAGACUUGUCAGAUGAAUGUGGAAAUGAUAUGGAGCUGAAUGAGACAAAAGGGGUAAAAGGAAUGGAAAAUAAAUUGGCCUGUGAACUUCAUAGAAAUAUUAAAAACCCUUUAGAACAUUCCAGGAAAACCUUGCAAGCAGAUCUGAAAAGAACUCUUUAUUGUUGUUAGUUGCAAAGUCGUGUCCAACCCAUCGCGACCCCAUGGACAACAUUCC
Molecule: messenger RNA, 2055 nt
Organism: Varanus komodoensis (Komodo dragon)
Lineage: Eukaryota; Metazoa; Chordata; Lepidosauria; Squamata; Varanidae
Gene: FTCDNL1
Product: formiminotransferase cyclodeaminase N-terminal like
Exons: 6
Coding region: 161-1153 (330 amino acids)
Molecular function (GO): folic acid binding; transferase activity
Source: RefSeq, a predicted model, not a curated record